CAUACAGUCUCUCGACGAAAUGGCUGCCAAAGUCAUACCCGAGUCGAUAAAAUUUAAUAGAAUUUUAAAUAUCGAAGAUCCUCUGAAUGAACACGAACUGAUUGACAGAAUCCGAGCAAUAGCCAACAAAAAUGAAGUUUGGAGAUCAUACAUUGGCAUGGGGUAUUAUAACUGCUUAGUUCCUCAUCCAAUACAACGUAAUAUUUUUGAAAAUCCAGGAUGGACAACUCAGUACACUCCCUAUCAGCCUGAAAUAAGUCAGGGUCGCCUAGAGUCUUUGUUAAAUUUCCAAACAUUGAUUACAGAUUUAACUGGGUUGGAAAUAGCAAACGCUUCACUUCUGGAUGAAGGAACCGCGGCCGCUGAAGCAAUGAGUCUUUGUCAUCGCUACAACAAACGAAAAAAAAUAUUCAUCUCUCGUAAAUUGCAUCCACAAACUGUGUCAGUAGUCAAAACGCGUCUAGAAGCUUUCGGCGUAGAAACAUUAGUUGGCUCAGUCAAAGAAAUAGAUUUUGCUGAUCAUGAAAUAUCUGGUAUUUUACUCCAAUAUCCUGAUACAUUCGGAGAUGUACAAGAUUUUGAACAAGUAUCUGCUGAUUGUAAAAAAAAUGGUACCUUAGUUGUUGUGGCCACAGACUUACUUGCUCUAACCCUACUAAGACCACCAGCGGAGUUUGGAGCAGAUAUUGCUGUAGGAUCUGCACAACGAUUUGGUGUGCCUCUGGGUUAUGGCGGACCACAUGCUGCUUUUUUUGCUUGCAGACAAAAACUAACCAGACUAAUUCCUGGUAGAAUGAUUGGAGUCACUAGAGAUAUGGAUGGACAGGACGCAUACCGUCUCGCACUUCAAACUAGAGAGCAACAUAUUCGAAGGGAUAAAGCAACUAGUAACAUAUGUACUGCACAAGCACUUUUGGCAAAUAUGUCAGCCAUGUAUGCAAUUUACCAUGGUCCAGAAGGUCUAAAAGGCAUAUCCAACAGAGUCCAUAAUUGUGCUCUAACUGUCAAUGCUGGACUUAAAAAAGCAGGUCAUGAGCAAUUGAACAAAAACUUUUUCGAUACACUACAUAUUGUUGCACAUGGCAUGAGUACAACAGAAGUGAAAGCUAGAGCCGAAGCAAAGAAAAUCAAUCUGCGAUAUUUCAGCGAUAAUUCUAUAGGUAUAUCUUUAGACGAAACAGUUAAAACUUCCGAUAUUUCCGAUCUGUUAUGGAUAUUCAAUUGCUCAGACAUUGACUCGACAUUAGCUGAUCCUACUGUAAUGAAUAUGUCAAUUCAUAAGACUCAGUUCAAAAGAACAUCGCCGUUUCUGACGCACCCAAUUUUUAAUAAGCACCACAGUGAAUCACGCAUGGUUCGCUAUAUGAAACAAUUAGAGAAUAAAGAUAUUUCGUUGGUACAUUCAAUGAUUCCAUUAGGAUCUUGUACGAUGAAGCUAAACUCCACCACAGAAAUGAUUCCAUGCUCAUUUAGACACUUUACAGCAAUUCAUCCAUUUGUCCCGGUGGAACAAGCCAAAGGUUACAAACAAAUGUUAACUGAAUUAGAAAAAGAUUUAUGCGAAAUAACAGGCUACGACAAGUUUUCUUUUCAGCCUAAUAGUGGAGCUCAAGGUGAAUAUGCAGGUCUCAGAGCAAUCCGAAGCUACCACGAAUCUCGAGGUGAAAAUAGACGGAAUAUUUGCUUGAUUCCCAUAAGUGCUCACGGUACGAAUCCUGCAUCCGCACAAAUGGCUGGCAUGAAAGUUCAAGCGAUCAGAGUAAAUCACAACAACGGAACCAUCGAUAUAGCUCAUUUAAAGGAGAAAGUCCAGCAACACUCGGAUAAUUUAUCCUGUGUUAUGAUAACAUAUCCCUCAACUAAUGGAAUUUUUGAGGACAAUGUUGUUGACGUGUGUGAACUAGUUCAUAAAUAUGGUGGACAAGUAUACCUGGAUGGUGCAAAUAUGAAUGCACAAGUCGGACUUUGUCGGCCAGGAGAUUUUGGUAGUGAUGUUUCACAUUUAAAUCUCCACAAGACCUUUUGUAUCCCCCAUGGCGGAGGUGGUCCUGGAAUGGGUCCGAUAGGAGUCAAAUCACAUUUGGCACCGUUUUUACCUACCCAUCCUGUUGUAGAUCCAUUAUCGGGAAGUGAAAACACAAGUUUCGGAGUUGUGAGUGCAGCACCGUACGGAAGCUCAUCUAUACUGCCAAUAUCUUGGGCAUAUAUCAAGUUAAUGGGUGGUCGCGGAUUAAGACGUGCCACACAAGUGGCUAUCUUAAAUGCAAACUAUAUGUCCAAAAGAUUAGAAAAUCAUUUCAAAACAUUAUAUACGGAUCCAAAUACUAGCCUUGUAGCGCAUGAGUUUAUCAUUGAUGUUCGAGACUUUAAAAAAACAGCUAAUAUUGAAGCAGUUGACAUCGCAAAACGAUUAAUGGACUACGGAUUUCAUGCUCCAACUAUGUCAUGGCCUGUAACUGGAACGCUUAUGGUAGAGCCAACGGAAUCCGAAGACAAAGAAGAACUUGAUCGUUUUUGCGAAGCCAUGAUUUCAAUUCGAAAAGAAAUUCAGGAUAUCGAAGAAGGACGCUUGGACAUACGAGUCAACCCAUUGAAAAUGGCACCGCAUACACAGAAACAAACUGUAUCUUCUGAAUGGAAUCGACCAUACCCAAAGGAACUUGGUGCUUUCCCAGCGCCAUUCGUUAAACCGGAAACAAAAGUUUGGCCAACCGUUGGAAGAAUUGACGACUUAUACGGGGAUAAACACCUUGUUUGUACCUGUCCACCCAUGGUUCCGGAUUAUGAAUAACUAUUUCGUAUUAUGAAAAACCAAAAAUAAAUAACAUAUUGUACAAAA
This is a messenger RNA of Wyeomyia smithii (pitcher-plant mosquito), 2839 nucleotides long. RefSeq names its product glycine dehydrogenase (decarboxylating), mitochondrial-like. Bases 20 to 2791 code for a protein of 923 amino acids. Gene Ontology annotation, biological process: glycine decarboxylation via glycine cleavage system. NCBI's taxonomy places the organism in Eukaryota, Metazoa, Arthropoda, Insecta, Diptera, Culicidae. The record is from RefSeq and is a predicted model, not a curated record. The transcript is spliced from 4 exons. Gene Ontology annotation, cellular component: glycine cleavage complex; mitochondrion. Gene Ontology annotation, molecular function: pyridoxal phosphate binding; glycine binding; glycine dehydrogenase (decarboxylating) activity.